Penicillium diatomitis is the source of this 2199-nucleotide messenger RNA. RefSeq lists its product as uncharacterized. Gene Ontology annotation, molecular function: glycosyltransferase activity. Lineage: Eukaryota; Fungi; Ascomycota; Eurotiomycetes; Eurotiales; Aspergillaceae. Bases 1 to 2199 code for a protein of 732 amino acids. The record is from RefSeq and is a predicted model, not a curated record. The transcript is spliced from 5 exons. Gene Ontology annotation, cellular component: cytoplasm.
AUGGUCCUCGCGCAUUCCCUGCGUGACAAUGGUACCAAAGCAAAAUUGAUCGCCCUUUAUACCCCUGAGCGGUUACGUGCCGCUACGAUCAAUGAAUUGAAGACACUUUACGAUGAAUUGAUCCCGGUCUCUCCGCUCGUCAAUGGCACGCCCGCAAAUCUCUGGCUGAUGGACAGGCCAGACCUGAUCUCUACAUUCACAAAGAUUGAGUUGUGGCGUCUCACCCAAUUCGAAAGGAUCGUCUACAUUGACUGCGAUGUGGUGGCCAUUCGCGCUCCGGACGAGCUUCUGUCCCUCAAUGUAGACUUUGCCGCUGCUCCCGAUGUCGGCUGGCCGGACUGCUUCAAUAGCGGAAUGAUGGUCUUCCGUCCGAAUCUGAAAGAUUACUACGCACUGAAGGCGCUGGCCGAUCGAGGAAUCAGUUUCGAUGGCGCCGAUCAGGGCUUGCUCAACAUGCAUUUCCGGGAUUGGCAUCGAUUGAGCUUCACGUAUAAUUGUACACCGAGCGCAAACUACCAGUACAUUCCUGCCUACAAGCAUUUUCAACGUGCCAUCAGUCUGAUUCACUUCAUCGGCGCGCAGAAGCCAUGGACUCUGCCGCGUCAGAUGGUGCCCUUGGAGUCGCCGUAUAAUCAACUAUUGAGACAUUGGUGGUCCGUCUAUGAUAGGCACUACCGUCCGUCAUCUGUAGGUAUUCAAGCCAGAUCCUGCCUGUGGUCUCAGAAGCUGAUUAUCCUUCCCUCUGCAGGCAGCCACGUUCCCUUAGGUCCCCGCAGAUCACGGUCAAGUCAGUCGCUGAAGAAGGUGCAUUUUGAAGAUACCUCCAAAGAAACAGGUGGCGGCGAUAGGACGGGCCCGUGGAGCAUUCCGACGUCUGGGGAUCAUCACGGAGAAGGUCCUCAGAAUACCGCUCAAUCGCUCGACUCGCGAGAAGCUCAGCCGGUGUCUCACGGCCCAGCAGUGCGCCAAGAGCCAGAAACUACCAGCCAGCAACAUGUCGACAGCUCUUCUGCUUCGCCGAGUUCUUUCUCUGUGACCCAAGAGAGUCGUCCUCCGAUAACUCCAGUACUCAGUGCCGUGCCCCAGUAUGUGCGUGGAGAGGAGCAUGUCUCAGCUUAUUUACCAUCCACCGGCCAUGCACAAACAUCUACAGAUUCGCCAAAGACAGCUCCAGAUCCCCCACGCCAGCUUUCGCAGCAAGGACCUAGGCCACACGAGACGCCUUCGCAGCUCCACGGAGCCCCUGCCCCCAUGCACCAUCCGCAGCCAGUGUCGCCUAUGAGACAGCUACAGGAGCCACGCCAACCUUCUCCUCCCCCAGAGCCAGAAGUCCCAGCGUUCGAAGCACCAAAGGCAGAGUGGGAUGCCUCAAGGGAGCCACCCCCUCGUGAUUCCAAGCCAGAAGCAGCCAAUCUCCAGCAUCAGACGUACAGCAUGUCCGAAGAUACGACGCUCUUUAGACCGCCGCCUUCGUACCCUGAGGCGCCGAAGAAUAUGUAUUACCAGGUUCCCCCGACCAAGCCAGAGCCUCAGCGUUUGACGAAAAUAUUCCCUUGGGAGAGUCAUGCGCCGAAACCGACUCGUGUCUUUGCAGCCGAGCCGUCGCUUCCUCUAAGCUCACCUCCCAACGAGCCGCAGCCGACCAAGUCUCCUUCGCCACCCGUGGGCUUGCCCCUACGGGCUCCAUACGAGCCCUCGGCCGAAACUUGGGACGCUUACAGUCGCUCGAAUGCUUGGGAUGAGGAUCCUGAUAUCCAACGUUACAUAGCCUCCAUCCAGCAGCCCCGACGUGCACGCACACAGGUAUUAUCUGGCUCGAGUCAGGCCAGCACGAGCUCUCAGACGAGCAGAAAUCAGACAAGAUCCUUUGCAACCACGAUCACAGAGCCCGAUUAUGACCAACGACCCAGUGUUAUUCUCACCAACAUGCCCAGCGAGGUCGAACGGCCGGUGCUCCCCGUGACACCAGCGCCCAUUGAGCGUCGAGGCUAUAUCGGAGACGAUGAAAAGGAGGCGCCCGAUUCGGACGCUCUUCCGGCUGCCGCGGGAGUCCCCGACCAGCAGGACUGGAAUCCUCUAGCCAGCCUGGAAGAAUUACGCCGCCGACAGUCCGAAGUGUUGGAGCAUCCUGAGCGAUUUCAGGAAAGACUUGCAUCAGCCACGAGUGAGCAACGCUCCGUGUCUUUCAAGGACCAAUAA